This is a messenger RNA of Argentina anserina (silverweed cinquefoil), 1053 nucleotides long. RefSeq names its product putative disease resistance protein At1g50180. Lineage: Eukaryota; Viridiplantae; Streptophyta; Magnoliopsida; Rosales; Rosaceae. Gene Ontology annotation, molecular function: ADP binding. The transcript has a single exon. The record is from RefSeq and is a predicted model, not a curated record. Gene Ontology annotation, biological process: defense response to other organism. The coding region runs from base 169 to 1026 and encodes 285 amino acids.
UAUUGCGUCGGCGAAGAGAAUAUGGCUGAGGCGGUAGUUUCCUUUGUGGCAGAAAAAGGCUUGGAGACUUCAUCAUCCAAGAAGGGAAGUUCUUGUAUGGAGUCAGUCAUCAAGUUGAGCUUGCACAAACUGAGCUACAGUUGAUGAGGGGCUUCCUCAAAGAUACUGAUGCAAGACAAGGAGAUGAUGAAACUGUUCGAAUCUGGGUUGCGAAAAUCAGAGAUACUGCUUAUGAUUUGGAAGAUGUGGUUGAAAUCUGUGUUAGGAGUGGUGUCCAAGAGAGGAGGUUUCAAGAGUAUACUGAAAAGGUUUGGUUGCAUGUUCAAGGAAGGAGUUGAUCUUCACAAAAUUGGGUCAGAAAUUCAGAACAUUGCCACCGAUAUUUCUACUUUGAGGUCUAGUUUGGAAACUUACAACAUCAGACCGGCAAGGGAGAGCGGAGCGGGAGGUGUCUCUUUUGAGCAUGAGAUGCAGCAACGACUAAGGCGGACAUACUCUCAUAUAGUUGAACGCGAUGUUGUUGGGUUGGAGGAUAGUGUGAAGGAAUUGGCGAUGCAUUUGGUGAGAAGUGGAGACGGCCAUCGAGUUGUUUCUAUUUGGGGGAUGGGAGGUUUGGGGAAAACAACUCUUGCAAAACGGGUUUAUCAUGAUAAGGAAGUCAGACAACACUUCGAUUGUUUUGCUUGGGUUUGUAUAUCUCAACGAUGUCAAGUACGAGAUGUUUGGGAAGAAAUCCUAGUAAAAGUAUCUGCUGUGCAAAGAACAGAGAUUGCUCAAACGAGGGAUGGAGAAAUAGCCAAGAAGCUUCAUCUUGUUCAACAAGAGAGUGGAUGUUUAGUAGUACUUGAUGACAUAUGGAGUAUCGAAACCUGGGAGUCUCUGAAAGCAGCAUUUCCACUGUGUGCGGAAACUAAGAGCAGAAUAUUACUCACCACGCGCAAUGAAGAAGUAUCUUUGCAUUCAGACAGAAAUGGUUUCCUCUUCCAACCUCGAUCACUUAAUGACGAUGAAGUUGGCAACUCUUGAAGAAGAUAGCAAUUUCCGGUAGAGAGG